AUGUCGGUAGCGUGGCAAAGACUCAUUCGAUUCGUUGCAAGCGAUGGAAGAGUACUCCGAGGAGAGCCCAUACUUCCUCAUGCCGAAUUUGACUUGGGGAACACUACGGAAGAGACAAAAUUAAAGGCAAAAGCUAUUGAAGGGUCUGACAUCUAUGACACCUCUGGGAAAACCAAGGUCACCGAUGAGGUUGUGGUAGUGAAAACUCUUCUCGGCCCCUUAGCACAGGAAGACGUGCCCAUCAUCAGAUGUGUUGGCUUAAACUAUGCUACUCAUAGCCGGCCGCGAGCCCCGCCAUUCCCCUUCAUUUUCUUCAAGCCCAGCACCACUGUCCUAGACCACGGGGCAGAUGUAGUCGUUCCCAAGAUCUGCCAGGAUGACCAGGCCGACUAUGAGGGCGAGUUAUGCCUUGUCAUCGGACAAGACGCCAAGGAUGUAUCGGUAUCAGAUGCGCUGGACUAUGUUGCCGCGUACACUUGUGGUAACGAUAUUUCAUCAAGAAAGCUACAGCGCGAUGCUGUAUUCGCAGGAAACGUACCGCAGUGGGGAUUUUCCAAGGGAUUCGACACAUUUGCGCCUCUGGGACCCUGUCUUGUUCGGCCUGACCUUGUUGGAGAUCCCAAAUCGCUCCAUCUUGAGACAAAGGUUGAUGGAGAACUGAGGCAAAGUCAGGGUGUUGAUGAUCUUCUCCUCGACUGUGCUUACAUCAUUUCAUACCUAUCGUCUGGAACGACAUUGAAAAAGGGCUCGGUCAUUAUGACAGGUACCCCAGGAGGUGUCGGUGCAGGCUUAAAGCCUCCCAAAUGGCUUACACCCGGAAAUCAGGUGGAAGUCACUAUCACUAAUAUCGGGACCCCCAGGAACGGUGUCAAGUUUGCGUAG
This is a messenger RNA of Colletotrichum orchidophilum, 882 nucleotides long. RefSeq lists its product as uncharacterized. Gene Ontology annotation, molecular function: catalytic activity. The coding region runs from base 1 to 882 and encodes 293 amino acids. The record is from RefSeq and is a predicted model, not a curated record. The transcript is spliced from 3 exons. NCBI's taxonomy places the organism in Eukaryota, Fungi, Ascomycota, Sordariomycetes, Glomerellales, Glomerellaceae.